Messenger RNA from Nymphalis io (European peacock), 1585 nucleotides. RefSeq names its product glycine receptor subunit alpha-2-like. Gene Ontology annotation, cellular component: membrane; neuron projection; synapse. Bases 236 to 1372 code for a protein of 378 amino acids. The transcript has 9 exons. Lineage: Eukaryota; Metazoa; Arthropoda; Insecta; Lepidoptera; Nymphalidae. The record is from RefSeq and is a predicted model, not a curated record. Gene Ontology annotation, biological process: chemical synaptic transmission; nervous system process; chloride transmembrane transport. Gene Ontology annotation, molecular function: transmembrane signaling receptor activity; extracellular ligand-gated monoatomic ion channel activity; neurotransmitter receptor activity.
CUGCUGUCAAAGUUGUGUCUCGGUUACAUUUUUAAUUUUUUCACAUCACUAAGUAGUUGAAGGAGACAUGAUACAAAAAUUAUAAUGUUGGAUAAAUUAUAGAUAGAAAAUAGUUUUAACGAAUUAAAAGUAAAGUGAACAAUUUGAAUGUAUAUAAACAAAAAAAAAAAAUAAUUAUCAAUAAAAGUAAUAUGUAGAUACAUUUUAAUAAAAUUUAAAAUAUUCCAAAAACAAAAUGGCUGCUGAAAAAUUAUUAUGGUUAUCGAUGCUGUUGAUUCGUCUGUGGCUUGGAGCUGGAGAUCUUUGUUAUGCACAGUCAACGCUGCUUGCCUUCCAAGAUCUUCUACCUGAUGACCCUCGCUUGUAUGACAAAAUGCGACCCCCCAAGAAGGACGACCAGCCCACCAUAGUGAACUUCCAUGUCACUGUCAUGGGACUCGACUCCAUUGACGAAAACUCUAUGACCUACGCUGCUGAUAUAUUCUUUGCUCAAACCUGGAAAGACUUUCGGCUUAGAUUACCGGAAAACAUGACUACUGAAUACAGACUCCUGGAAGUGGACUGGUUGAAACAAAUGUGGCGACCAGAUUCAUUCUUUAAGAAUGCAAAAUCUGUAACAUUCCAAACGAUGACGAUACCUAACCACUACGUAUGGUUAUACAAGGACAAAACCAUCUUGUAUAUGGUGAAGUUGACCUUGAAAUUGAGCUGCGCUAUGAACUUCCUCAUCUAUCCACAUGACACGCAGGAGUGCAAGCUUCAAAUGGAGAGCUUGUCUCAUACAACAGACGACCUCAUUUUUCAAUGGGAUCCAGAAGUUCCCCUGGUGGUCGACGAGAACAUCGAACUGCCCCAACUGGAACUUGUCCAGAACAGAACUGCUGAUUGUACCCAAGUUUAUUCAACUGGUAACUUCACUUGCCUGGAAGUUAUAUUCAAGCUGAAGAGACGUCUGGGCUAUCAUCUGUUCAACACUUAUAUACCUACUUGCCUCAUCGUCAUUAUGUCUUGGGUAUCGUUCUGGAUAAAACCGGAUGCUGCGCCAGCGCGUGUUACACUCGGCGUGACGUCACUUCUCACACUCUCCACGCAACACGCGAAGUCACAGGCGCAACUUCCACCUGUCUCCUAUCUCAAAGCUGUGGACGCUUUUAUGUCUGUGUGCACUGUUUUCGUGUUCAUGGCGUUGAUGGAGUACUGCCUUGUCAACAUUAUCCUGGACGACAGAGCUGCAAAACCGAAGGAACCAGCAGAAGCCGCCAAAGCACGUAUGAGAGCAAUCAGCAUCGACCGCUUCUCUCGCGUCUUCUUCCCCCUGCUCUUCGCGGUCCUCAACCUUACCUACUGGAUCCAGUUCGCACAAUACAUCUGAUUGUCUUAAACGACACUAUGUGUCCUUUAUUCCGAACUUUACGUAGUUAUCUGCUAAUUGCGGUAAUUAUUCGUGAAGAUUUUUGGCUGUACAUUCUCAGGUUCAAUAACUAUCGAGUGAUGUUUUUUUUUUAUGUAAUAAUAUUAAUGUGUAGCUAUUUUAUUAUAGAAAAAAGUGAGUAAGUGAGACGGGUUAUAAUUUCACGGUAUUCAA